CACCGCUGCGGACGCCUAACCCGGGGUCCUGGCGGCGCCCAGGGCCCUGCCUGCGCAGGCAGAAGGGUUAAGUCGGCCCUGCGCAUGCGCCUGCCCUCUCUCUUCCGGCGCUGAUCAUGGCGGAGAAGGAAGCAAAGAAGGUGCCAUCUGUACCAGAAAGCCUGCUGAAAAAACGGCAGGCUUAUGCAGCUAUGAAAGCCAAACGUCAGAAGAAGAUAUUGGCUAUAAAAAAGUUCCGUAAGGCACAAAGAAAACUCAUCUAUGCAAGAGCCCAAGCUUACCACAAGGAGUACAGGCACAUGUAUAGGCAGGAGAUCCGUAUGGCCAGGAUGGCCCGAAAAGCUGGCAAUUACUAUGUCCCAGCGGAACCGAAACUGGCAUUUGUGAUCAGGAUAAGAGGGACCAAUGGUGUCAGCCCUAAGGUCCGCAAGGUGUUGCAGCUUCUUCGCCUGCGUCAGAUUUUUAACGGCACGUUUGUAAAACUCAACAAAGCUUCUAUCAACAUGUUGCGGAUUGUUGAACCCUAUAUUGCUUGGGGUUACCCCAAUCUGAAGUCUGUGCAUGAAUUGAUCUACAAGCGUGGUUAUGGCAAGAUCAACAAGCAGCGCAUUGCUCUUACUGAUAAUUCCCUGAUUCAGAAACGCCUUGGAAAGCUUGGCAUCAUCUGCAUGGAAGAUGUCAUCCAUGAAAUUUACACUGUUGGCAAGAAUUUCAAAGUGGUGAACAACUUCCUUUGGCCCUUCAAGUUAUCCUCUCCUCGGGGUGGAAUGAAGAAGAAAACAAUCCACUUCGUGGAAGGUGGGGAUGCUGGUAACAGAGAAGAUCAGAUCAACAGACUCAUCAGGAGAAUGAACUAAUGGUAAGGUAUUACCAGAGGUUAAUACUCUCCACUGUUCCAUCUUUGCUAUGUAGGUUGCUGCUGUUACUGGUUGAACAUUCAGGUUUAAUAUGUAUUCACUCAUGCUUGGGUGGUACCUACAGUGUAAAGCUACUUGGACAAUACAGUGUUCUGAUUUUAUUUUUGAAGUCUUAAUAAAGCUUGAACAUUUGUGAAGAAAUUAAAUCUUUAUUGUGGCUGAUAUGUUUAGGAAGUAGAAACACUACCAAUACCUUAUUUUUCAUUUACCAGUAACUUGUUCUAAAACCUUUUUUGGGUUUUAUCAUGGGAAGCCUUGAGAGCUUGACUGAAAUUUUCAGCCCUCAUUAAUGAAUUCUUAAUAUGAUCAAAGUCUUGUGAUUGUAAGUACAGUAUUUUUUCAGAUUGUCUGAUUUCUGGUAUACAAGCCUGUUUAGGACUGGGAGAAAUUAAAUUAUCAAUUUAGACCAUUUUAAUGGUCUAAUUUUUCAGCUUGUUCAAGCUUCAAAAUGAUUCAAUUUAAGCUUUCAUGUUAUCGUGACCAAGAUGCUUAUUUUGAAAGACUAAUUUGCCCAUUUGGAUUGUCUAUCCUUUAGAAAUGGGAAGGUUUAUUAACACUUAAAGCAGUUUGACAGUGACAGCUGAGUGCUGUAGUAUCUUAUUCAAACAAUCUGUCUUACAAUCUAUUGUUGUCCCUCUGCUGUUCCUGCUUUGAGAAGUCUCUGCCAUUCAAAGCCAAAUCUUUUUUCAGAGUUCUUGUACUUCCCAUUGCUUUUUCCACCUUUUUCCACACUAAACCAGCUUUGAUGUUGCCCAUAUCUUAUUUUCCAUCAAGGAUAAAUGCCUUUUUGGUAUGACAGAUAUGCUGGAAUUUAAGAAAACUUCAUUGUGUUAGGAUGCUUGGAAAGAGUAACAAAGACCCAGUUUUCCCCAAACUGAUUCCUUCAAAGGCAAGAAGGUUUUUUCAUUGGUUUGGUUUUGGUUUGAGUUUUGGGGUUUUUUGUUUUUAUAUACCAGAUCAGCAGUUUACUUAAGAAUUCCUAACUUCCAGAGGGUUAGUUAAUAAAAAAAUAGUGGGUAGUGAUGUGACUCUACAGCUUAAAGCAGGUGCAGUUGCUGUUCUGGAUGAGUUCUCAGAAAUUAAAUUCUCUGAAGGAAGAGAAGUCUUUUUUUUUUUUUUUAAAGCUUGUUAAAAAAGUUUUUAUAGCCAACAAGGCAUAGCAAGUUGAGCUCAUCGAGGUCUACUGCCUGUCUAAGGAGCCAGCAGAGACUGACUAUGAAAUACCUUUCCAUUUGACUGACAGCUUUUUUUUUUCUUGAAGCUUUUUUGUAGGCUGUUCUGCCUCACUUUCCAGUCCCCCAAGCUUCUUGCAUGUUGCUUUGUUGUUUCCAUUUGUGAAGCAGCAGAGUUUUAAAGCACUGGUUACAUGGCACAUAGAAACUUGUGCUUCAGGAAGAUAGUUGCUUAUGGGGACAGUGUUCUUGUAAAGCUUUUUGGCCUAACUAUGGGAAGAAGCGGAUAAUUUUUGAGGAGCAGAACUGCUGUAGUGUUGGUGCCUGGGGUGAUGUUAUAUUACUCAUACUAGCAUUCUUGUAGAAAUUUUGCUGCUGGUUGCACAAACUGUUACAAAUUCAGUAUUCAGAUGUUUCCCUUAAGUUAGUGCACAAGGCUUCAUAACCAAGAAUGUGCAAAACUAUUUUCACUUUAUGUUCCUGUUUGGUUUCUGAGCCUAAGGUAGAAACUGCUAUUUUUAAUUGAAACCCUGCAGCUUUUCUGUCAGUGUAGAUCCUUUCUCCUCCAUCUUCACUGACAAACAUCGGAAGUAUACUGAUGGUCUAGAGUUUUCAGGAGCCUUUCCAUAGGAGGGAGGCUUCUAGUUACUUAUUGCAGUGGCUAUAAAUGCCUGUGAGGAGUAGUAUAUUGGCAGAGAAACUAGGGUUAUUCAGCUGGUUACUUAUGUUUUUCAUUGGACUUGUAGCUCAGCAUCCCAUGUAAGUAGCAGACAUCAAGGCUUAACUCCAUCUUUCAGCUUAGGAAGUGACCUUGCAGUUUCUGAUUUUAUGCUUAUUAGCAGUUAGUUGUUCUGCUUGGGCUGCAAACAAACAUACCUCUGGUGUAAAGCUAAGAAAAUUAACUGAUUGUUCUCCUCUCCUGCACUUUCUAUUCCUGCUAUUUUCCUACUGUCCUGAAUAGAGUGCAUAUUUAAAGUACAAGUAACCUACAUGUAGCAAAUAGAAGAAUGUUGUAGUUUCUACUGAGGUAAUAAGCAGCUAGAGCAGUAUGUUCAGAUGAGAUAUUUAUUGGUAGUACUCUAAGUUCUGUAGUUCUGAAGGGCCAUGUAUCUGAAGAUGAGUAUUCCUCUUCCCUAUAUAUAGAUGGUUCCCUGCUAUUUGUCUUUAUUUCUUAUUACUUAACUAGUAGUCUCAAAUAAAUUAAAAAAAAAAGACAACUUCCAGUACUGAUAUCUUCAUAUAGAUUGGGGAAAAAGCAUAGUACUUGAUAAUGAAUUUUGACAGUUCAUUACUGGCAAGAUACUGAAUUUCAUUAGCUCUCAAGCAAACUUUACAGGAACUGGUCUCGAGUCUUUUUGCUUUCAUUUUUGUAUGUAAACAGUCCCUGAAAUGUGCUGAAAAUAGUUAUUGCAGCAAAAGUUAGAAUGUGCAGUGCCUCAGUAUGUCUUUCAAAAUCAAGUUCCCCCCCGUGGUGCUUUUAGACAAAUAGGAAAAUAGGUACCAAUAGUUCAAGGUAGAAAUGUUUAUCUUGGUAGUUCUGUCACUUGAAAUCUGUGUUUUGAGUGAAGAGAUGUUAAUAUAGAAGUUAGUUAUUGUGUAGAAGACUACUGAAUUCUUAAAUCCAGUGAAAUAAAAUUAGUAUUUUCAGCCCAAAUUAUAAAUCAUAGAAAUGUAUUAAUUAUUUGUGUGGCCAAAGUAGUUUCAGAUCUACACAUGUCUAAUGAUACUUUUUUUUCCUUUCAGAUUCAGAUGCCCAGCUGCAAUCUUUCAAACUCUGGUCUGUUAAUAAAACCAUCUUGCACAAAACAGUA
This is a messenger RNA of Grus americana (Whooping crane), 3900 nucleotides long. RefSeq names its product ribosomal protein L7 (gene RPL7). Gene Ontology annotation, molecular function: structural constituent of ribosome; RNA binding. Gene Ontology annotation, cellular component: cytosolic large ribosomal subunit. The record is from RefSeq and is a predicted model, not a curated record. Gene Ontology annotation, biological process: maturation of LSU-rRNA from tricistronic rRNA transcript (SSU-rRNA, 5.8S rRNA, LSU-rRNA). Lineage: Eukaryota; Metazoa; Chordata; Aves; Gruiformes; Gruidae. The transcript has 6 exons. Bases 117 to 857 code for a protein of 246 amino acids.